Molecule: messenger RNA, 1467 nt
Organism: Emiliania huxleyi CCMP1516
Lineage: Eukaryota; Haptophyta; Isochrysidales; Noelaerhabdaceae
Exons: 3
Coding region: 1-1467 (488 amino acids)
Molecular function (GO): oxidoreductase activity
Source: RefSeq, a predicted model, not a curated record
AUGACUUUCACUACCCAGCUGUCUCACUACGAGCCAGACACGCGGCGCCGCGUCACCUACCUGCGCGCGCGAGCCGACGACGACCCGCCAGCCUACGCCGGGUCGACGCAGACGCUCGAGACGGUCAUCCACGACGCGCGGGCCAGCUCUCACACGCUUGACGAGUCAGCGUUUGCGCUCGUCCCGUUUCCGACGGCGCUGAACAACGAGGACUUCUACUCGGAGCGCGUGGUGAGCGACUACUACGCCGAGAUGCAGGAUCUGCUGAAGAAGCACACUGGAGCCACGCACGCCAAAAUCUUUCACCACCAAGUACGCUGCGCGGAGAAGAGCGACGCGUCCGUUGCAAAGGACGGUUCGUUCGACACGUCGACCUCGGUGCAAGGAUACGCGCACGGGAUCCAUACCGACUCGAGCGGCCCACACGCCGAGACGCUGUGGCGGCACUUUGUGCAGGGCGAGCCUGCCGAGUGCAGAAGCGGGCGCUUCGUGUACAUCAACGCCUGGCGCAACAUCUCGUCUUCGCCCAUCGAGCAGGACCACUUGGCAGUCCUCGACGAGCGCUCGCUGGUGAAGCCGGACGACUAUGUCCACGUCGAUCUGAAGGGCGUGGGCUACGACGUGCUGCAAUACGGCCUCUCCUCGCGGAACGCGGGCCGCCAUCGCUGGUUCUACUUUCCCAAGAUGGUUCGGGACGAAGUGCUCCUCUUUAAGCAGUACGACAGCGACUGCAGCAAGAGCGGGAGGUGUUGCUUCCACACGGCCGUGCGCGACCCGACUGCUCGCGCCGACGCCCCGCCGCGCGAGUCCAUCGAGGUGCGCGCCAUUCUCUUUUUUGCGAAUCACGAAGGCCCAAACACCUGCCCGGUGCUACCCGCCGAGGAGGGCGCGACGGACGACGGCUGCGACGAGGCUCGCGCCCGCGAGGGCGCUACCAAGCUUGCCGGCGCGUGCACGUUUGUCAAGAGCAAUGCCAUGUACCGCGCAAUGGUUCAGAAGCACAUGAAGGCCGACUAUGAGACUGGCGGCGCGCUGGCGGUGAUUCGCAAGUUUGCGGACGACGAGCAAGGCACCCUUGGCCUCAAGAGUGCGAGCGCGGAGACGAAGGAGCGCGCGGCGGAGCUGGCGUUCGGCGCGGGGCUGGCGACGCGGGACGUCGAUGAGAUCUUCUGCGGCCCCUCGGCGGCGGUGCUCUUUCUGCAGUCGCUCCAGCAGUCGCGACUCGCCGCGGCAAUGGCAGGGUGCGCCAUCGGAGCGCUAGUGGCUGGGCGUGCAGCACACAGCAACACAAGACAUAUCUACGCUGUGCGCCUCCUCGGGAUUUCUGGGGAGUACGCGGUGAUGGUCAUGCGCAUCGGCUACCAGAUCGCGCUCUCUCCGCCCGACGGCGCCGAGGCGCGCCCGGACUGGAGCGCGCUGUCCGACGUGUGGCGCGAGCACGUGCUGCCGCACGCGGUCGCGCGCUGA